Molecule: messenger RNA, 4751 nt
Organism: Rana temporaria (common frog)
Lineage: Eukaryota; Metazoa; Chordata; Amphibia; Anura; Ranidae
Gene: ZNF804B
Product: zinc finger protein 804B
Exons: 4
Coding region: 605-4390 (1261 amino acids)
Cellular component (GO): nucleus
Source: RefSeq, a predicted model, not a curated record
CUGCCUACUGCUUAAUACUGAGCCAGAGCUGGAGCUGGCAGGUAGCGGAGAGGAGAGAGGAGGAGAGAAGAGGAGAAGAGAGGAGGAGAGAAGAGGAGAAGAGAGAAGAGGAGAGGGGAAUAGCUGGGGGUGGAGAAUGCACGCCUGCUCCCACAAAGCCUCGGCAUAGCGACACACACGGAGCAUAUGGAAGCACGGAGACACACACGGAAAGUUCACCCAGCCGCCGAUCACCGUUGAAUGCCGGCAGGAUGGUUGCGAUGUCUCGGUGAUGGAUGGGAAGGGACCGGCAGGCUGCUGAUCGUUGUGUACCGGGGGGAGAUCUGGGCGGACGGGCGCUGUGUGUUCGGGAUGAUCUGUGUUCAGCACCGCGGAGAGCGGCCGGUCGGUGUGUCCCCGCCGGUGAUGACAGCCCGGUGCUGAGCUGUCACUUCUAGAUUAUUAUUAUUAUUUUGGGGGGGAGAUCGUUGUUCCUGCAGGAGGAUUACAGAGCCUCAAUAUUACCACCCCCCCAAUUCCUUCCCAGGGAUCCUUGGUUUUCCACGGACUGCUGAUCUACCCAUCGUAUGCCCGAUCUGCCCACCUAUGGGAGACUGUGGACCGUAUGGCGUGCUACUACCUUGUCAUCAGCUCCACUCAUCUCAGCAAUGGGCACUUCCGUAGUAUUAAAGGAGUUUUCAGGGGGCCCCUCCGCAAGACUGGCACCACCUUACCGGGCUACGCGGAGAAAGGAAAAAGCAUAGCGAAUGCUCUGGAGGACCUGAAGGCUAAUUUCUAUUGUGAAUUAUGUGACAAGCAAUACCACAAGCACCAGGAGUUUGACAACCAUAUUAAUUCUUAUGACCACGCUCACAAACAGAGAUUAAAAGAACUGAAACAAAGAGAAUACGCUCGCAAUGUGGCUUCCAAGUCGUGGAAAGAUGAGAAGAAACAGGAGAAAGCGCUUAAACGCCUCCAUCAACUCGCGGAGCUCCGCAAGCAAACCAACUGUGUUGCAGAUGAGGGGCCAAUAUUUAAAGCACCCAGAUUAAAGGGACCACAGGAAGAUAUUGGUUCAAACAGAGAUGACAGAACAGCAAGCUCAAGAUGUGUAGUCAUGUGCAGCAGAGAUGCUAUCACCAGCAAUGUUGAGGAGCCUAAGCAAGACGUCUUAAAUGACCGAGAGGUGCUGAAAAACAGCAGCUGCUGCUACACGGGAAAUCAAACCCAGCAGCCUCCCUCAAACAGCAGCAAUGUCAACAGCAGAGCAGGAGUCUCUUUCUGCUUCUCGAAGAAAGCGUUACUUAAACUGGAUUCGUCAGCCUCUGUUUUCAAUGAGAGCACUGAAGAAGCAAAUGAAUGCAGCCAAUUUUUCCACCACAAAGAGAAGCAAAUGUCUGUAAGCUUUAGACACUAUGCACAUGUCAGUGAGACGGCAGUGGAAAACAGCUCUUCUUCUCAGCAAGAUGAAACGGGCACGUCCCUGGCAGACAACGCGGCUGAAAAUGCAGAGAAGUUUAAGGAUGACAAAGCCAGUCAGGAAAACACAAAGGAACAGAGCGAGAUUGCCCAAUCAAACAUAACAGCUGAAAUGCAAUCUCCAGACACCACUUGCACAGAUCAACCGAGUCCAAAAGAAGUUAAUGUGACUUCAGAGACUGAGAUCACUUCCAAAACUCAAACUGAAGUCCAUUGCCAAGCUGAGAGCUCAGAACAAGAGACUUGUUCCAACAAGCACACAGUCGCGGAUGCAAUAUUACUCGAGCAUUUGUCCAAUUUGCUUACUCAAAAACAUGGCGAGACAGAAGGAGGUUGCAAUGAGGGAAACUCAAUGGCAUCCAAUGAUGCUGCUCCAAACUCUACUGAAUGCCCAACGCACUCAUUAGGUGAAUCUUUAAAUACUAAUACUCAAGCCAAAGCACUAUCUUUUCUUAGUGUUUUGAGCAAAGAUGGCAAUACAAUCCUCCAAUGGCCCACAGAACUUGUUUUGUUUACAAAAACUCAGCCUUCAAUAUCUUAUGCUUGCAACCCCUUAUAUUUUGAUUUUAAAUGCUCUCAAAAAAAUAAAAGCAGGACAUCAAAAGAAAGAGUGGCACAGAGUAAUGAGCAAAAUUAUGAGAGUAAAAAUGACUGCAGAACCUCAGGAACCAACACCGAAAAAGGAACGGAAAAUGAUGACUGGAUGCCAAAGAGACAAAAAGUUCACUUGGAGGAUAGGUCAGAAAAACAAAUGGAAUUUUCAGAAAAUUAUGAAAUGGCAACAGAGGUUACGCACAAAGCCAAGUUCAGUAACUUUCAAGAUUAUAGACCUCAAAAAUCUACUGAUUUGAGUCAUCCACAAAACUGUUUAGUUAGAGAAAGCCACCAUUCGAGAAGACGGAGAAGACAGUCAGAUUAUAGCAGUUCUUCAAAAAACAUGCCUUCAAAAAUGGAGUUGAAAAGAAAGAGGUUUGUGCAUGAGGACCAGUUGGACUUUAAGAACAAAUGGAACACCUCGGAUAAAACGAGGAAAAGAAAACAGCGCAGUCGGUAUGAAAGUGACCUUAGUUGGGAAAGCAGUGAUGGUAAUAAAGAUUCUGAUAGCGAUAUAAGUUCAAGCGUAUCUGCAAAGUCAUCCCUUUCACGCAUGUCUUCUUCUAGUUCUUCCAUGAGCAGUAGUUCAACAUGUAGGCAUGAAGGAGUUGUGGGCAGAACUUCAACUUAUGUAGCUGCUUUAGAGAGAGAAAGCUAUACAGACAUAAAGCACAACAGUGAUAUGUCUUCAGAAAGUGACUGUAAUUCUGAAGUUGGACAGCAAUUAAAAUGUAGAUGCAAAAAUGAAAAGCACAAAACAUCUGGUGAGACAUCCAGGCAUGGAAAUGGAGAGAACCGUGUUUGUUCUAAGCAUUGCAAGAGUAGAAAUCGGUCUUGGAAAACAUUGGAUGAUGUAGGAAAAGAGUCUAAGGUGAACAGAUCGCAUUCUGUACAAGAGGUUAGCAAUGAAAGCUCCAACAUUGUAGACUCAAGAACCAUUACUCCUAGUGCUUCCCUAAAAGAAACAAUUUCUCCAUCACAUUUCCUCAAACGUCCACAUAAUACAGAAAAUGAUAAUAAUAGUGAUAUAAAUGAGUGCUUGUAUAACAGUUAUUUUCCAGAUAUACCUCUUUCCUUGAACUGUACGAAUAGUACUUCAGAAAACACAGUACAACAUACAAUAGUGAAAAAGACAUUCAUUUCAGAGUUUCUUUCAGAGGAUGAACAAUCUUCAAAGCAAGCAGUGGAUGAUAAUAUCAAUCAUGGUAUAGGAUUGAAUAAGCCCUCUCAUAAUUUCUUUGAUGUAAGCUUUCCUCCAGAGGAUCCCAGUAAUAUACCCCUCCCUUUGCAUGAUGCUAUAACAACUUACACCAACAAUGGUACAGAUCCCGUACUGGAAAUUUUGGUAGACAAUACUGAAUCCAAAGGCUCACAAACUUAUAACGUCACUUUAACUGCAAAUACUGAUAAUUCCCCUUUGGAUGAUAUAAAUCUCAUGGAAACAGAAUGCAGAAUGGACGUUCCUGUUGAGGAACCCCAAGGACAAUUGUUUAGCCAAGUGCAAACUUUUAUGCAAAGCCCUGACCCAGUUCACCUUAACUUCUCUUGUGGGUUGCCCUCUGUACGAUAUACUGCUGGAACUGGUUCACUCAACACCAAAGAAGAACAAAAGAGACCGGGACCUCCAGAUAUACCUAUGAGGCUGGGUCCUGUAGAAGGCAAUUUUAAAUGCUUUUAUGAGAGCACUAUGCAGGAUUAUAGACAAAUAGACCAUAAUCGAAGGUUCCACCAUAAGUCAUCACCUCCUUCUUCAGCACAACAACCCAUAACAUUUUCACCUGAUGAAGUUGACAAAUAUAAACUAUUGCAACUCCAGGCACAACAGCAUAUGCAGAAACAGCUGCUGACAAAGCAUUUUAAAGCUCUGCCAGCCAAUGGUUCUCCUGCUUUUUCAAAUGCACAAACUGUUCAACCAGUCUCUGUCCAACCCCACCCAUCCAUCACCACCAUCCACCAUGCCUUUAUGCAGCGCUAUGCUGUCACAGCCGCCAUGCAUUCCCAUGUCAGCCACUUUCCAAUGCCACAUCUGAAUCCUUUGCCUCAGUCACAGUUUACCCCCAUGCAUCUUUCUUCCUUAACACCAACCAUUAUUCCCACACAUCCGCAGCUUAUAGCUGGACAUCCUUUGGCCCAUCCACUUCAUCUGGUAUCAUCAGCUGCUAUCCACCCCGCUCAUUUGACUAUUCAAGCAAUUCCGCAUGCCACCCUCAUCCCAACCUUCCUUACACCCCAUCCUAACACAGGAAUGCACCCUUCAUUACAACUGCACCCUUUCAUCCACCCAUUGUUCCAAGGGCAAGACUUUCACCAUCAUUCUGGACCUAGUUACCCCCAUUAAUAUUUGCUACAAUUAACUAUACUGGUAACCUAGAGUAUAUUACAUUAGGGAUUAAUUUCUGUUAGUUAAGUUGUUUUUAUUUUAUUUUUAUCUCACCCAAACACCCAAUAAACUUUCUUUUUUAUAUUACUCAUUAUUUUUUAGAACAUUUUUAACAAUGACUGUUUUAAGUUGAAUUCAUACCAACCUAGUUUCAAGAGUUACAGAAUUUAUGUUUAUUGUACUGCUUGAUUGUCCAUUUGAUAUGGUAUAUGAUGUGAAUUUACUAUGAUGAAAAUGCAAUUAUUUUUAAUAAAACAUAAAAAGUUAUUGAGAUGUCUACAGGACAACACAGAAAAGUAAAAAUUAUUUCUCAACCAAA